AUAAAUGUCAAAACAUUGUUUACACGUGCGUUCAUUAAGGCUUUAUAAAUUGAAAACUUCGCAAUAAAUGAAAAUGAGUGAACCCGGCAAAUAUGUCCUUCUGCGAAAUGUGCAGGCAAUGUCGAAGAAGAUAAAAAAGCCGAAACAGAAGAAAGACAAACAGUUGAAGAAAAAACUGGAAAAAGUCGUACAGAAAAGGGCUAGCGUUCAAAUUCCAAAGCAACGUGAAAAGAUACCACAGCAAAAUGACGGUGUUAGUAAGCGAAAGAAUAAAAAUAAACAAAAUCAAGAAAGCCUGAAGAAAAAAUCACAAGAGGUUACACAAGGCAAGAAACAGAAGUCACGAGCCAUUGUCGAUUCAUCGGAGCAACCCAAGAAUUUCCACGAUGAUUUGGCCGAUCGAUUGAAAGCAUCUCGUUUUCGAUUCAUCAAUGAACAGCUUUACACACAGACUGGCGACGAAGCAAUCAAUGUAUUUAAAGAAGACGAUUCUGCCUUCAACACCUAUCAUGAUGGAUAUCGCGCUCAAGUUAAACAGUGGCCAAUUAAUCCAUUGGAUCGCAUCAUCAAUUCAAUCAAGAAAUUGCCGAUAAAUUAUGUUGUCGCCGAUUUUGGUUGCGGUGAAGCUCGAUUGGCAGAGUCUGUAACGCAAAAAUGCUACAGCUUCGAUUUGGUUGCAACAAAUAAAAAGGUUAUCGCUUGUAAUAUGGCGCAUACGCCACUUUCAUCUGAAUCCGUGAACGUUGCGGUUUUUUGUCUCUCAUUGAUGGGCACAAACUUGAAAGACUUUUUGCUUGAAGCCAAUCGCGUCUUGAAAAUAGGUGGCCAUUUGAAGAUCGCAGAAAUCGAGUCUCGAUUCGAUAAUGUUAACGCAUUCAUAAACAGUUUGAAAGCCAUUGGUUUCGAUUUAAUCAGCAAAGAUAUUUCAACAAAAGUUUUCUAUUUUCUUUACUUUAAAAAGUCACGUAGUGUCACUGGGGCUGACUUGAGACAACUGAAGAACUUUUCUCUUAAACCAUGUUUGUAUAAAAAACGAUAAAUAAAGACACUCAUUUUUAAAAUUGGAAAUA
This is a messenger RNA of Contarinia nasturtii (swede midge), 1070 nucleotides long. Its product is annotated as ribosomal RNA-processing protein 8. Gene Ontology annotation, cellular component: chromatin silencing complex; nucleolus; rDNA heterochromatin. Gene Ontology annotation, molecular function: methyltransferase activity. NCBI's taxonomy places the organism in Eukaryota, Metazoa, Arthropoda, Insecta, Diptera, Cecidomyiidae. The coding region runs from base 68 to 1039 and encodes 323 amino acids. Gene Ontology annotation, biological process: regulation of transcription by glucose; cellular response to glucose starvation; rDNA heterochromatin formation. The transcript has 3 exons. The record is from RefSeq and is a predicted model, not a curated record.